AUGUAUAUUGCAGCAGAUAAUUUGUCUGGUAUUGAUCAUUCUGUACUCUCUGAUAUGGGUCGAAGUAUAUUAACUUUGUCUCAAGUGGUACCAAUAAUGUGUGAUCCAGCCAAAAUUUUUAGGCCCAAUGCAGCAGAGAUUAUGUCUGGCAUGAACUAUUUUUUAUCCAGUGUGAUAUCCGCAAGGUUUAUGUUUGUCAUUCGGCCACGUAUCUCAUGUUUAUUUUCUUUCGAGCAGCAGCUAGUCGUGGAUCAGACGAAGAUGCACUCUGUUGUGAAGCUAAAUAAGUUUCAAAAUGUAGCAUGCUUGAAGAUCAUGCGUGUGGGACUUGGAACUCUUGUAUGGGCACUUAUUGUCCUUGGAGGUGCUUCACUGGUUGGCCGAGUAGUCCAUGUGCUAAGUGUGGAUGUGGAGGAAGAAGUUGGUGACCAUGAGAGCCAUACAAAUAGACACAGCCAGAGUGGCCAGCCUCAGCUGAAAGCAGAGAGUGACCACCUCAUGUGGUUUAUACAGGUUUCAGACCUGCAUUUAAGUGUAUUUCAAGACCCAACACGCUCAGUGCAUUUACGAGAGUUUGCUUCCUUCACCAUUAAGACUGUGAAACCUGCAGUAGUCCUUGCUUCAGGUGACUUAACAGAUGCCAAAACUGUUGACAGGCUGGGAUCAAAACAGUAUAUAGAAGAGUGGGCAACAUACCGUGAUAUUAUUCAAACCUCAGGAAUUCUCAAUGACACUGUCUGGCUAGACAUCAGAGGAAAUCAUGACAACUUUAAUGUUCCAUCCCUAGCUAGUGAAGCCAACUUUUAUCAAAGCUACAGCAUUCAAGGAAGACAGCGUCACCAGCGCUCUUAUAUGUACAUACACAAAUAUGGAUAUGAUUCAGUGGCCUUCAUUGCUGUUGAUGCUUGUCUUCUUCCAGGGCCCAAAAGGCCAUUUAAUUUUAUUGGUAUGCUUACAAACAAAGAAAUGAAGCUACUUCAAGAAUUUGAUACUGCCAGCCGCAAGAGUAAUUACUCUGUGUGGUUUGGCCAUUAUCCGACCUCUUGUAUACUCUCCCCUGAGCCAGGGAUUCGUCGAGUCAUGGGCCAUGGGCUGGCAUACUUAUGUGGCCACCUACACACCCUAGGAGGACUUGCACCAAAUAUGUAUACCAGGCAGCAAACUGGUUCAUUAGAACUAGAAUUAGGCGACUGGAAGGAUGGCAGAUGUAAUUUUCGAGUAGCUGCAAUAGACCAUGGUCUGUUUUCUUUUACGGAUGUGACGCAUGGCACAUGGCCCAUUAUCCUUGUCACCAACCCCAAGCACGCUUUAUUUGCCAUGCCCCUCCACGAACCACUGCACCUCUUGAGGGAAUCUUCGCAUAUCAGGGUGCUGAUUUGGUCACUAGCUCCCAUUGUAGAGGCUAGAGUUAGACUGGAUGAGUCCCAGUCGUGGCUUGUACUUUCCCAUGUAGAAGGACCAUUGUAUGUAACUAAAUGGAAUGCUGAGAGAUAUGCAGAUGGAUACAUUCACUAUUCCAAUUCCUGUUUGUAUCAUGAACGCCGGAUGGUACGACCACGUCUUAAGUGGUCAUUUGUAACACCAUAUUACGGAAGCUGUAAAUGGAAUAUUAAAGAGGUUAACCCACUUACAAUGGGUGUCGCACAUAUGAGACACCUGGAAAAACAAACAUUACCCAGCGUCCCGCAGUGUGACACUAGAUUAGAGCUUUACCACCAUCUAAGGUUCAGUAAAGGUACAAGCCUGGCAUCCCUAAAUGUUAACAGGGUCAUAGCAAAGUAUAUGUAUAUAUAUGCAUUAGUCAUGGACUGCUACCAUUCUCUGUAUUUGGUGGUGUCUGCAAAUGUGAAGGAUUGUUGGUAUUACCAGACACUGAAUGUAGAGAAAAUACAACCUGUCCUUAUCUCUUUUAUGCUUCCUGGAUUACAGGCUUUGGAUCCAUUUAUGCUUCAUUAUGAAGAGCCUUAUGUUUUGAAAAUAUUUCACAGGUUCAUCAUUAUAUUCAGGUUGAUGGGACAAGUUGUAGAUGUUUUCAGUAUGGUUAUCCAACCAUUAGAUACUCUUGACCAUUUCAACAUAAGGAAUACACAAAACAAUGAAGGAAUAGGAACAGUAUAUUUUGACAUACAGUUAGCAUCAGUUAUAAUUUUGUUCAAGAAAUCCAGGCUUGUAGCAAUUGAGAGUGAAAUCCAUGAAAGGAUGUCUCCUGAUGAUUUGAUGUGCUUUAGUUCAUUUUCCCACCUAAAACUUAAUCAAUACUCAAAAUAUUGGAACACAGAAAGCACAGUGAUGCAAAAGCAUAUAACACCAUAUUGGUGUGGAUUUGCAUGGGGGACCUUUGUCAACAGAAGCUACCUACCUGGGUCUCUCACUUAUGCCUAUGGAUUCUUUCAGAUGGUGGUCUUCCAAGUACCACUCAUUAUGGCAGUUUCCCAUUGCAUUGACCUACGUGUGUUGCUGUGUCGGGGUCGCGCUCUGACUCAGCAGUGGGCUGCGACCGGCGGGCGGACAGACUCCGGGGAAGCUCUGCCCACUGAUUGUUGUAGCUGCCUGGAUUUUUUUAUUUUGGCUACAAAAUGCACCCGGCGUGACUGGUUUAAACUAAAAAUUACUUUCAAAAGUGAUUUCGGUCAUUGUACAUAAGCCCCAUCUGCAGUUUCCCCCAGUACCUUUGGCGACAUAUUUGUUUGCUGAUAAUUAUUACAAGUCAGAUGAUCUCAGCUUACUUCUUUUGGUUGGCGUAUGGCACGAUGGCAC
This is a messenger RNA of Penaeus vannamei (Pacific white shrimp), 2757 nucleotides long. The record is from RefSeq and is a predicted model, not a curated record. Lineage: Eukaryota; Metazoa; Arthropoda; Malacostraca; Decapoda; Penaeidae.